AUGGAAUUUCUUGGCUACUGCAUGCUCAGUCAGACAGAAAGACAUGGGGGUGAAUCCAUGAUCACCUUGUAGUAUUUCACUGGAUGUUUCAGAAGAGCAGAUGGGAAUAGUGAGCAGUGGAUAAGUGAUUUCAAGUCUUCCCAUACUCAGAUAAUUCCAAGGGACCGGUCCAUGCCCCAUUUCAGAGUCAAGAUGGAGCUGCUGAAGGGACUGCCAUUGCGCCGUACUUUCCUGGCUGUCAUCCUAAACCUGCUGGCUCUCACCCUCUCCACCACAGCCUUGCUGGGCAGCUACUGGUGCACCGGGACCCAGAAAGUACCCAAGCCUUUGUGUGGGAAGAGCAAAGCCUCCCAGUGCGUGGGUGUCCCCAUGCCAUCUGAUGCAGACACCAGCAACGUUUCCACUGAGGACACAGUGCACUACAGCUGGGAGACCGGGGAUGACCGCUUUGCCUUCAGAUACUUCCACACAGGGAUGUGGCUUUCCUGUGAAGAGAGCAUGGAAGGGCCAGAAGAGAAAUGCCGCAGUUUUAUUGAGCUUUCACCACCAGCAGAGAGAGGAAUCCUGUGGCUGUCACUGGGAUCAGAGAUGCUGUACAUCAGCUUACUGCUCAUCAGCUUCAUCCUCCUGAUGGUGGAAAUUCUGCAUACUGGCAAUCCUGUCUGCGGGAUGAAGCUCAAUGCUUUUGCUGCUGUCUCCUCAGUGCUGUCAGGUCUCCUUGGGAUGGUGGCACACAUGAUGUACUCUCAAGUCUUCCAGGCAACAGUUAAUCUGGGACCGGAGGACUGGAGGCCGCACACAUGGGACUAUGGCUGGGCAUUCUACAUGGCCUGGGCCUCCUUUACCUGCUGCAUGGCCUCUGCUGUCACCACUCUCAAUACCUACACCAAGACGAUACUGGAGUUCAAAAGGAACCACAUCAAGGGAUUUGAUGGGAGCCUCAAGGAUCACCCUCAGCACCACCAGUGCUUCAUACAGCAAAUAAGCAGCUACUAUGAGCCCAAAGGCAAGGUCUUCCAUUCAGUCUCUGAGGGAGUUGACUUCUACACUGAUCUGCAGCAGAAAAUGCUACAGCGGGAACCAGAGCUGGACCUGGAUGAAGUCUUGGGCCAGACAAUCGGGGAGGAUCGCUGUUAGGGAUGAGUGUACAGGGACGGAGCAGCAGGGUUUGGGAGGAACAAGAGCUCUGAACCAAGCACUGGCACCACUCUUAGCAGGUUUUGGGGAGCUCUUCCAGUCUCUAAAGGGAGUAAGGAGGCAGGCACGGGGUCAGGGUAACUAGAGUAGAAGUUUGGGGGUCUUCCCUGGUCAUAUACAGUGUGAUGGGUGCCCUCCUCUGACAAGGGUGAAACUGGAGGGACAUGCUGGUGCCAGCUGUCUCCAAGCACUUUCAGAGUUGAGUCAGAUGUCCUAAUCCCAGUAUUGCACUGGGGAACAGAUAGUCAGCACCAUCCAGAUGGCAAACUGCACUGCUGGGUGGUGUCACAUUGACCUUCCAUCAGCACCUCCAGUUCAGUGCUGUGGUGAGGGCCAUCAGUGUUCAUAUUGAUCCGCUGUCACCCUCUCUGAACACCCUGUUUAUUCUUAACUUCCAGGCCCAAACUCUUCUCCCUGUCCCCAGAUUAAAAGUCCUGCUACAGUAGGAACAGGGGGUAGCUUUCAGAUCUCUCCUCCUCCUUCCUAUCUGUAAUGACUCCCACAUGUUCCCUUCUUGCUUUUUGCCCAAAAAUCUCCCAUUCUGAGGUACUUUGCUGUCUGCCUCUUUUUACUGUUUUUUCAUAACCAUUAAGAAUUUGGCAGGACUUUUGCUUUUUAUGUUACCUCCAUUCAUCUGUUCCUUUUUGUCCAUUGUAAAAAUAUUGCAAACAACCCCCGAAUCAAAACCCCAAGCAAACUCAUAAUCUCUCAAAAGUGAAACACUGGUUCACAUGACACAUGACGCUGUACACAGUAUUUAUUUUGUUUCACUGCAGUUCAAAUACAUUUUUCCAACAAUA
Messenger RNA from Haemorhous mexicanus (house finch), 1997 nucleotides. It is a transcript of the gene GSG1, whose product is annotated as germ cell associated 1. The transcript has 7 exons. The record is from RefSeq and is a predicted model, not a curated record. Lineage: Eukaryota; Metazoa; Chordata; Aves; Passeriformes; Fringillidae. Gene Ontology annotation, cellular component: plasma membrane.